AUGGAGGCGCCCGGGGAGCGGGGGGAGCUGGCCCGGCUGCGCUCGGUCUUCGCCGCGUGCGACGCGAACCGCUCAGGGCGCCUGGAGCGCGACGAGUUCGGGGCGCUGUGCGCGGAGCUGCGCGUGCGUCCGGCCGAAGCCGAGGCCGUGUUCCGGCGCCUGGACGCCGACCGCGACGGCGCCAUCACCUUCCAGGAGUUCGCGCGCGGCUUCCGCGGGGCCCGCCGCGGGGACACGGAGGAGGACGAGGAGGACGGGGACGCGGCGGCGGCGAGCCCCGGCCGGGCGUGGCAGGACUUCCAGGCGCGACUCGGGGACGAAGCCAGGUUCAUCCCCAGAAAAGAACAAGUUAGUACCCUGUAUCAAAACAUCAACCUCUUGGAGCCGAGACUAAUUCAGCCAUAUGAACACAUUAUAAUGAACUUUAUCCGUGAGAUCAAACUUCAGAGCACAGAGAUGGAAAGCCUGGCCAUUGCAGUGAAGAGAGCCCAGGACAAGGCAGCCAUGCAGCUGAAUGAGUUGGAAGAGGAAAUGGAUCAGAGGAUUCAGGCUGCAGAACAGAAGACACGGAAAGAUGAAAAACGCAAAGCCGAAGAAGCCCUCAGUGACCUCAGACGUCAGUAUGAAACGGAGGUAGGAGAUCUCCAGGUGACCAUAAAGAAACUAAAAAAGCUCGAAGAACAGUCAAAACACAUAAGUCAAAAGGAAGAUGUGGCUGCAUUAAAAAAGCAAAUUUACGAUUUAUCAAUGGAAAAUCAGAAAGUUAAGAAAGAUCUUUUAGAAGCACAGACAAACAUAGCCUUUCUUCAGAGCGAAUUAGAUGCUUUGAAAAGUGAUUAUGCUGAUCAGAGUCUGAAUUCCGAAAGGGAUCUGGAAAUAAUCCGCGAGUACACGGAAGAUCGAAAUAGUCUUGAGAGGCAAAUUGAAAUACUCCAAACAGCUAACCGGAAGCUGCAUGAUAGUAAUGAUGGCCUUAGGAGUGCCCUCGAAAACAGUUAUAGCAAGCUCCAUAGAUCCUUGCGCAUAAAUAAUAUAUCACCAGGGAAUACAAUUUCUAGAAGCACUCCCAAAUUUAGUGGUCACUCUCCUCAGCCUCUGGGCUAUGACAGGUCAUCCCGCUCUUCCUGCAUGGAUGAGGACUGUGACUCGCUGGCCCUCUGUGAUCCUAUGCAGAGGGUGAAUUGUGAAGUUGACAGCUUGCCCGAGAGCUGCUUCGACAGUGGUUUGUCGACCCUGAGAGAUUCCAAUGAGUAUGACUCAGAGGUGGAAUACAAGCACCAGAGGGGAUUUCAGAGGUCACACGAGGUGCAGGAGAGCUUUGGGGGUGAUGCUUCAGAUACAGAUGUUCCUGACAUAAGGGAUGAGGAGACAUACGAUUCGGAAGGUGUGGCUUCCACUGUGGACUGGAAGCCCCAAGGGUCUGCAGGUGAGGACAGCCUCGUUACCUCCUCAAGAAAGCCCAUCUCAGCACUCUCACCCCAGACAGACACGGCGGAUGACAGCCAUAAAUCUUGCUCACAGAAGGCUUACAAGAUUGUGCUUGCUGGGGAUGCUGCAGUGGGGAAGUCUAGUUUCCUCAUGAGACUUUGCAAGAAUGAAUUUCUAGGAAAUACAAGUGCCACCCUGGGAGUUGAUUUCCAAAUGAAGACUCUCAUUGUAGAUGGAGAGCGAACAGUUCUGCAGCUCUGGGAUACAGCUGGUCAGGAGAGAUUCCGAAGCAUCGCCAAGUCGUAUUUCAGAAGGGCGGACGGCGUGUUGCUGCUGUAUGACGUCACGUGUGAGCAAAGCUUUCUUCACGUUCGGGAGUGGGUAGAUAUGAUCGAGGAUGCAACCCAUGAGACUAUCCCUAUCAUGUUGGUAGGAAACAAGGCCGAUCUUCGUGACAGUGCUACUACAGAGGAACAAAAAUGUGUCACAGGAUACAUUGGAGAAAAACUGGCCAUGACCUAUGGGGCGUUAUUCUGUGAGACAAGUGCCAAAGACGGUUCCAACAUCGUGGAAGCUGUCCUCCACCUUGCUCGGGAAGUGAAAAAAAGAACCGACAAGGAUGACAGCAAAUCCGUUACCAAUCUGACUGGGACCAGUUCCAAAAAGUCAACACAUAUGAAGAAUUGUUGCAAUAGUUAAAUACCAAACAUCCUUGGCCUAUGAAGCCUUCAUUUUCAGAAUACUGAAUUUGUGAGACUCCUUUGAUUCUUCAUGGAGCGGUGCAUCCUACUGACACUGCCAUGGGGAGCGUGAAAGCAUGGGAAAUCUGAACCGUGCUCUCGGGUCCCUCCAGAGCCUCAGCUCUUCUUUGUUUUAUCUCAAUGAGUGAUUUGGGCCCUCUGGUUAAGAAGACUUGUCUUGUCCCUACAGAGUCUUAAAAGAGAACAUGUACAUGCUUUUUUUUUUAAGUGGUAAAAAAAUCACAUGCUCAGAUCAAAGUUAUAGAAGAAACUUACGAACAUGGUAUGGUAGCUGACUUUGUAAGUAACCUAGGAUGACAAUUACUUAAAAUAUUUGAUACUUGAGUAUUAGUAAAAGGGGUUCUCCUUCUAGCUUUGCUCUGAACUAGCCUUGUGAUAUUGGACAUUUUACUAGCCCAUGUUGGAUCCGCUUCUUCAUUCAUAAAACAAGCAGCUUGGAACUUUAAGCAGUAGGAAGGCGAACACCGUGACCCACAGGUAGUAAGGACUCUAGUU
This is a messenger RNA of Cynocephalus volans (Philippine flying lemur), 2684 nucleotides long. RefSeq names its product RAS and EF-hand domain containing (gene RASEF). Gene Ontology annotation, molecular function: GDP binding; GTPase activity; calcium ion binding. Gene Ontology annotation, cellular component: perinuclear region of cytoplasm; cytosol. The coding region runs from base 1 to 2127 and encodes 708 amino acids. NCBI's taxonomy places the organism in Eukaryota, Metazoa, Chordata, Mammalia, Dermoptera, Cynocephalidae. The transcript has 17 exons. Gene Ontology annotation, biological process: vesicle-mediated transport. The record is from RefSeq and is a predicted model, not a curated record.